Messenger RNA from Blastomyces dermatitidis ER-3, 339 nucleotides. RefSeq lists its product as uncharacterized. The coding region runs from base 1 to 339 and encodes 112 amino acids. The record is from RefSeq and is a predicted model, not a curated record. The transcript has 2 exons. NCBI's taxonomy places the organism in Eukaryota, Fungi, Ascomycota, Eurotiomycetes, Onygenales, Ajellomycetaceae.
AUGCAGAACCUCUCAGAGGGUUUACUCAAAGCAGCUGAGGCAGAGGCUAAACAACAAUUGACAUUCACUGUGAAUCAAGUAUUCACUAUGAAGAGCUUCACCAACACAAUUGCCAUCAUCAAUAAGAAUAGAGAAAACCAGAUCUUAGGCCUGCAGCAGGAGAUUGAAUGUUUAUACAGACAGGUGACUACACUGAACCUGGAGGUUUCAUCACAAUUGUUCACAACCUCUUCAGAAGUGUACACAUCAUCAGAGACUGCUGCGCAGAAUGAGAAUCUGAGCAUGAAAUACAUCAAGCUGAGAGAUCUGCCAGAGUCAUCAAGCUUCAAUGACAACUGA